Lodderomyces parapsilosis is the source of this 237-nucleotide messenger RNA. RefSeq names its product 60S ribosomal protein eL38 (gene RPL38). Gene Ontology annotation, molecular function: structural constituent of ribosome. The transcript has a single exon. Gene Ontology annotation, biological process: translation; protein-RNA complex assembly. The record is from RefSeq and is a predicted model, not a curated record. Gene Ontology annotation, cellular component: cytosolic large ribosomal subunit; ribosome. Bases 1 to 237 code for a protein of 78 amino acids. NCBI's taxonomy places the organism in Eukaryota, Fungi, Ascomycota, Pichiomycetes, Serinales, Debaryomycetaceae.
AUGGCCAAGGAAAUCAAAGACAUAAAAGAGUUUGUUGAAUUAGCUAGAAGAUCAGACGUCAAAUCAGCUAUUGUCAAAGUCAACACCAAGAUCAACGCCAAUGGUAAAAAGUUUAGACAAACUAAAUUCAAAGUCAGAGGUUCUAAAUAUCAAUACACUUUGGUUGUCAACGAUGCUACUAAAGCCAAGAAAUUGCAACAAUCAUUGCCACCAACUUUGAAAAUCACCAACUUAUAA